Trichoderma harzianum CBS 226.95 is the source of this 501-nucleotide messenger RNA. RefSeq lists its product as hypothetical. Bases 1 to 501 code for a protein of 166 amino acids. The transcript has a single exon. The record is from RefSeq and is a predicted model, not a curated record. NCBI's taxonomy places the organism in Eukaryota, Fungi, Ascomycota, Sordariomycetes, Hypocreales, Hypocreaceae.
AUGCCCCUGUCUGUGGAGCCUGGUGUCAAUGUGCCGCAUGAAUCUACGGAGUACGGGUACAGGUCCUGUAUAGGGCAGGGCAAGGCAGGGCAAGGCAAGCAAGGCAAGCAAGGCAAGCAAGGCAAGGCAAGCAAGGCAAGGCACCGUGACAGAGACUCUGUGUUCCUGUCUUGCGUCAAAAGUUCGAUUGCCGAUGGGGCUCGUGACCAAAAGGAAGCAUCCAUAGAAUCGACGAUGGCCCUGCCCUUCCCGUCAGCCCCAGCUGAUGGGCCUCCAAGGCAAGGGAGAGAGAGAGAAGGGAACGCCGUUGAGGGCUGUGGGCGACAUUGCGCACUCACUCUGGAUGACGGACUGCAAGCGAUGCACUGUAUUUGCAUAUACCACCACCUCUUUACGGGUCACGAGGUGGCCAUGGACAACCACAACGGACCGGCUAGGUGCCAAGAUGGACGUAGUAUUACCACCAAGGCAGGAGAUGGCCAUUUAUCCAUGGAUCAAUAG